AUGACGUGGCAAGUCGUCCCCGCGUGUUGGUUCUGGGCUCUCCCUCUGUCGGCAAAACCACCCUCGCACACCGUAUGCCUUCCCUCCGCACUCUCUUCUGCCUCCCCUCCCUCCGCUUCUCCCCUUUCUCAUCAUCCCUCUCCCUGCAGCCAUUUCGCCCUCCCUGCUCCGCCCUCCCUGCUCCGCCCUCCCUGCUCCGCCCUCCCUGCUCCUCCCUCCCUGCUCCUCCCUCCCUGCUCCUCCCUCCCUGCUCCUCUCCCCAUCCCUGCUGCGUUCGCCCUUCACCAUGACCGGCUUUCUAAUUCCUUGUGGCCCAUUUCCAUUCUCUCUCCCCAGUUCGUCUCCCCAUUUCCCACUCCCCAUUCCUUCUUCUCAUUCCUUUUCCCGAUUCAUUCUCCCAUAGCUCUUCAUCUCCCCCACCCGACCACUCAUCCCCCUUCUCACCCGCCUUCACCCCUUUCCACUGGUGGCGCUGCAGGGCUCACAGCUGCACACCCCCACGAGUACAGCAGCACAAGCUCCAACACGGCUGCAGGAGAGUGUUUCAGCUGGCAGGUAGACACCAAGUAUUACACGGCAGCAGUGGCUGUGUGGACGGCGCGCCUCUCCUCCGUGCUGCCCUGCAGCACCACCGGCCCCGCCUCGCCCCUCGUGAGAGGAACUGAGGCGCUGCUGCUCGUCUUCGACCUCUCCAAUCAUACUUCCCCGGUUCCCCACAACCCCCACCCUCCUCGUUCCCUUCAACCCCCCGCGCCGCCCUCUUUCCCCCAUGCCCCCUCUUCUCCUUCCUCUCUCCUGUGUGCUAGCCCGCAGCAUUCACAGCAGUGCAGAGGCGGGCAUGUACAGCCAAUCACGCUCACCUUCCCACUAUAUCCCUUCAAACUCACCCCCCACCCUUCCACGGUCCCACCCUCCUCUCCCCCCGCUCCCCUGCCAGCUGGCAUCGUUCACGGCAGUGCAGAGAUGGGUGGCAGGCAGGUGUUGCCAACCACGCUCACUCUCCCUUCCCACUGUGCUGUUUCUCUUAGCAAUCACCCGCCGCCGCCGCCCUCCCAACCUCCCCUCCUCCCUGGCUCCCCUGCCAGCCCUUGUCAUUCGCAUCGCAGCAGUGCAGAUGCGGGCAGGUGCUGUGCUGCCAACCACGCUCACUCUCCCACUGUGUCCCCCGCUCCUCCUCCCCCCCCGUGCCAGCCGGCGUCAUUCACAGCAGUGCAGAGGUGGGCAGAGCGGGCGGACCUGAGUCGCUUUGAGAUCCGCCUGUGCGUCGGCAACAAGGCAGACCGCGUGCGGCGAGGGGGCAGUGCGGGUGAGAGAAGCAGGCGUGGGCGGCAGAGAGGAGGGGGGAGAGACGGGGAGGAGCAGAGUGACUUUGAUGGCGCCAUGCUUCUGGGCGCAGGCAGGGGGGAGGGGGAGGAAGCGGGGGAGGGGGAGGGAGAGAAGGCAGAAGCUGGGGAAUCUGUGGAGGCGGGAGAAGUGGAGAGGGAAUGGAGCAGCGAGGGGGCAGGAGAGGGAGGUGGAGGGGAGGAGGGGGAGGUGAGGCGGCGGCAGUGCGAGGAGUGGUGUGUGGAUAACAGCAUCGAGUACGUGGAGGCGUGUGCUGCCCAUGAGGAGAUUGACGCUGGUGAGUGGGGAGUGGGCCUGAACCAGGAGCAUAGUGCAAGGUGUCAGACCAGUCACACCUUGCAUGCACGCGUGGCCAUUGGAGGCCAAUCCCUUGAGCCGCACAGCCAUCCCCUCAUGCCUCACAGCACAGCACACCCCACCACUCAUGCCGGCUCCCUUUCCCCAUACCCCUCCACGUACAGCCCUGGGCGCGGACAGUGUCAUGCACGCCGUGCAGCGCAUGCACAUGCGCCCUCAACCACCUUGAUGACUUUUGAGUCGACUCAAAAGUCAUCUCAAAAGUCGACUCAAGAGUCGACUCAAAAGUCAUGCGCCCUCAACCACCUUGCAUGCACAUGCGCCCUCAACCACCUUGCAUGUGCAUGCGCCCUCAACCACCUUGCAUGCACAUGCGCCCUCAACCACCUUGCAUGUGCAUGUGGCCGAGGCCUCGCAUUGAAAGCUCGUGCCAUCCACCCAAUGCAUGGUAGCGCGUACCAUUCCCCACUGUGCAUGCUCGGACUGCAGCGCAUCUGCCUGGCCCUGGGCGCUCACAUGUGGCAGACGGCUGGCGCUUGUGUUCCUCAUGUGUGCCCCACCCCUCACGUCCACUCCCCCCACCCGCCUCCAACCCAUCCACGCACAGCCCUGGGCACGGACGGAGAGAUGCAAGGCAUAGAGCGCAUCCGCACGGCCCUGGGCGCGCACAUGUGGCCGGGGCUCACACUCAAGGCGCCAGGGGGGGCGCGGGGUGCUCCCAUGCAGGGGCUGUCGCAGCUCAUGGGGCUGGCGGGCAGCCAUGCAUCACACACGCAUGAAGGCCAACCCGACUCACCGCAUUCGUCCUCGGCAUCAGAGGAGAGCACCGACAGUGACUGUGACAGUGACCCCGCGUCCUUGGACCCAACGCACUUCCCCUACCACCGCCUCGACGACGCCCCUGACCCUGCACUGCCCCACUCGCCGCCCGCCCGCCCCUCCCUCGCCUCCGCUCCCUGCGCUGCUUCUUCUGCCAGCGAUGGGUCUGUGCCUGCUGGUGAGGUUGGCAGUGCAGCUGGUGCUGGUGUUUCUGGUGAAACUGCUGGUGUUGCCAGUGAGGCUGCCGGGAAGGACGAGGAACGGAAGGAGAAAGAGGAGGGGAGCGAGGCGGAUGAGGAUUUUGGGCCGUUUGUGCAUGGAUCGGAUGCUGCUGGUAGUUCGGAUGCUGCUGCUGGUUCGGAUGCUGCUGCUGGUUCGGAUGCUGCUGCUGGUUCGGAUGCUGGUGCUGGUUCGGAUGCUGCUGCUGGUUCGGAUGCUGCUGCUGGUUCAGAUGCUGCUGCUGGUUCGGAUGCCGUCACUGGUUUGGAUGGUGCCGCUGGUUUGGAUGGUGCCACUGGUUCAAAUGCCGCCUCUGGUUCGGCUCAUGACACGUGCGGCUUGAACGGAGAGAACAAUAAGGAGAAAACCCAGUGUGCAGCCGUGGCAGGUGACACCCACAAGAGUGACACCCACGACAGUGACCGCACUGAUAGUGAGACCCGUGAGGGGGUGCACUUGCACCCAUUUGACCACGGCGAUGCUGACGAGGCAAGGGCGGACAUGGACGGCAUGGAGCGUCUGUUUCUGCAGGUGGCGUCGGUGCGCAGCAGCCUGCAGAACGCGCCUGAUGCUGUUCGGCGCGACACGGCCGCCCGGCUGGCCAUGCAGAUUGCACAGAUGCUGGGGGGCGAUGAUGAUGAUGCCCGGGGAGGAGCCUGGCAAGCAGACAGAAAGACACCAAGGCACGAAACUGUCUUUCGCGCGACCCUCGUGUCGCGCUCGCGCCACUCCACAAGCCGUAUUCGCCGCGCUCCGCAUCUCUCGCCACGCGAGGUGCGCACGGAGCUCGCCGCGCCCCUCGUCACCCCGCGCCCUCCACUCCCCUCGCCCUCUCCGCCCUCCCCCGGCCGCCAGUCCUUUUCGUCCUUCCUCUUCCCCGCUCUCGCGUCGCUUCCACCCAGUCUUCCCCUGCUCUCGUGCAAACGGGCGAAGGGAGGCGUUAGAGUCUGCAAGCAUCUCAGCCGCCAGGCUAGCGGUCCAGCACAGGGGGGAGGGGGGGAAGGGGAGGGGGGUGCCAUGGGCGGCAGCGAGGGCAAGGGGGGCGAGGGGGGGAGGGGGCGCGUGGUGUGUGUGACGUGUGGGGCGCGGCGGGAGCAGCUGUACCGCGUGCACUCGCCCGGCAGCAUCGAGGUGCUCAAAUGCGGCGAGUGUGGAGCUGCAGCCGACCCCUACGUCGAGUGCGACCCCCUGCUGGUGCUACUGGACGUGCUGCUCUUAAAGCCCCAGGCGCACCGGCAUGUGGUGCACAACCUCGUGCUUGCCUCACCCACGCCCCAUGCACGCCCGCUGUGCCUCGCCACAGCCCUCAUUCUGCUCUGCCAUGCCACGCUACUGGUGUUCCGGGCGGCACACGGCAUCACAGUUGACCCUGCAGACCUUCUCUCCCUCCCCAUCAUCGCCCAGGGUGUGGCGGUGUCUCUCCUCUCCAAGCUCCUCUUCCUCGCUCUCGUCUUCUUCUCCCUGCCCGCCGCCCGACACCUGCUGAGCUGGCUGCCUGCAAUUGGGCCACCUCAAGCAGCCAGCAGUCAGAAAAGACCACAAAGUGUGCCCUUCCCAGUGGUCUUCUACAGCCUGCUCCUCUCCAGCCCUCCGGAGUGCCUUGCACUCCCACUUCUGAUGGCGGGGCGGGCGGGGCGCGACAAGGGCGCGCUGCGCGCGAUGAUGCGCGAGAUGGCGCAGAAGACGGAGAAGCGCAUCGACUCCCCGCUCGUGAGGUACAACGAACUGGGGCAGGCCGUGUGCCGAGUCUGCACCACCGUGAUCAAAUCCGAAAGCCUCUGGGCGGCACAUCUUGUCAGCAAGCAGCACAAGGAGAGCGCGGAGCGGCUCAAGCAGAGAGCCAAGGCCGCAGCACCUUCCGCCACUGCCGCCGCCACCACGCCAGCGCAGCGACCCACAGCAGCCACGUGA
This is a messenger RNA of Closterium sp. Naga37s-1, 4590 nucleotides long. The record is from the annotation of a GenBank genome assembly. NCBI's taxonomy places the organism in Eukaryota, Viridiplantae, Streptophyta, Zygnematophyceae, Desmidiales, Closteriaceae.